AUGACUGUGCGUCAUCGCUACGGAUACAUCGGCGUCUUCGGGGACGAGAUUGAUACGUACGCAAAGGAAGCAAGCGAGCAGGAGCAUGUGGACAUGCCUCACACUGCUCCCUACCACAUGACCUUAAUCGCCAAAUUUGAAAUCCAGCAGCUGGUACUAGAGAAUCGCAUCAGCCUGGAGGGUCUGGUGGAGGAAGCGCAACAGUUGGAAUCAAGAUCCAUCUACCCGCUGGGGGUCGGCGGGGAUCCCAAGGGAGUCUGCUGGGUGGUCAUGGUGUGGAACGCCGGCAACAUCUUCAGGAAGAAACUUGGCCUGCCUUGCAAGCAGUUCCACAUCACUCUCAGCAAAGUCGAUGAUCACAAUGUUGACAAGGGAGUGCGAUCACUUAGAGACGAGGGGUUUACAGCAAGACUGGAUUCAAGUCAGAUGGAUCACCUGGUCGUCUCCUGCAACCUCGGCGGCGAGUCCUUGCUCGCCUCCUGCUACGCGCGGGAAAUGUGCGCCAGGUUCCCUGAGGUAGGAAAGGGCUGGAUCCGACUCGGAGACUGUGCUCGGCAGGAAGGAGCUAGCAAGCUUGCGAUGCUAGCGUAUGCUCGGAGCCUGCUGUGUCCCCAGGAGAGCGCGAGGCUCGGGGACUACUGCGCCAAGAAGCUCUUGCAGUGCUCUCUUGAGACGGGGUGGGGAUGCUUGUUCGGAGACAACGAGUAUGAGCAGAUCCCCGACGAGCUGAGAAGCCACCUCCUCUCUCCCUGGCCACGGUCGCUGCGGGAGACGGCCAUGCGCAUCUACGAGAGCAACGCUCCUCUCCUUGUCAGCACUCCUCGCAUACACCUGCAGGUCCCGCUGGUCAACGUAGGGAGGGCCAAGGCCGAGGCAGAGCUCUUCUCUCUCCCCCGCUUCUUCAGCUGGGUCGUCCCUUACUUCCUAGCUGGCAUGUCCACACCGCGUUGCGAGGCUGACGUCGUUGCCUUGAGCUCCCCGCACGUCGGCGUGCGCCAUGUGGUGACGCUGACCGAAGAGGAGCCGCUUCCGGAGGAGUGGUUCCAGGGCAAGACCGUCUCGCAUACUCACCUGCCGAUCAGCAACUACCGAGCUCCUUCCAUCGAGCAAGUCGACUUCUUCCUCAGGCUCCUCAACGACCCGACCAAGACGCCGCUGCUCGUGCACUGCGGGGGUGGCAAGGGUCGAGCUGGGACGUUGCUUGCAUGCUACCUUGCCGUCUACGGAUGCCAGCCCCCUGCGACUCAAGAUUGGUCUCAACCCGCCAUGUCAGCCGGGGAGGCCGUCGCCAUGAUCAGGCAGCUUCGGCCAGGAAGCAUCGAGACGGAGGAGCAGGAGAAGUUCGUCCACACCUUUGUGAGCGCAGUGUGGAGGAGGCAGUCGGCGCUGGCCGAGCUGCCAGAGGAGCCCCAGGGGAUCUCGCUGGAGGUGGAGGGGGCAGUGGACGAGAACGCAGACCUGGUUAUCUUGUGCGGCCUCCCUGGCUCAGGGAAGUCACACGUGGCGAGGAUGAUGGCGCUGCGAGACGAGCGAUGGCUGGUGGUGUCUCAGGACGAGGCUCGAUCCCGCGACGCGUGCGAGCAAGAGGUGUCGAGGCCCGGCAAGCACGGCAAGGUCAUCCUUGAUCGCUGCAACCCUGACCGGGAGGACCGCCGGCGCUGGCUGGCGCUGGCGCAGUGGGCGAGGAAGCCGAUCUGUGUGCACUUUGACUACGAGCAACAGCUGUGCGUCGCUAGAGCACAGCAGCGGAUUGACCAUCCCACCCUCACCCCCGGACGUCGCGUGCUGACUGCGAUCGAGGCGAUGGGGAGGAAGAUGGAAGCGCCUGGUCUUGACGAGGGGUUCGUGGGGGUCUGCCGCGUGCGGUCCUUGGAUGCCGCCAACGAACUGAUAGGGCGGCUGACGCCGAUGCGGAUCUGCAAGUUCGUGAGGACGGGGCACCUGAUCAAUCUCGGAGCAGCGACGCCCGACGACAUCCUGCUGAAGCUGCCGAGCUCGGGGACAGACGUUGUCAUCACCGAGAAGGUGGACGGAGCGAACCUGGGCUUUUCCCUCUCCAACGAGAGGACUAUCCUUGUGCAGAACCGUUCCCACUACAUCAACGCUGCUACCCACGCUCAGUUCCGCCCUCUCUCCGACUGGGUGGAGGACCAUAGGGAAGGCCUGUACCGCGUCCUCGAUCGCGAUCCCAGCUUCCCCGAGAGGUACAUCCUCUACGGGGAGUGGCUUGUGGCUACCCACUCCAUCCCCUACACGCGGCUGCCCGAUCGCUUCCUGGCCUUCGACCUCUACGACCGCAGCAGCAGGAGCUGGGCGGACCGAGACUCUCUCGCGCUGCUGCUGGAAGGGACGGGGAUCCACAUGGUGCCUGUGCUGUACCGGGGGCAGCGACCGAGCGAGAGCCGCCUGCGGGAGAUGGUCCAUUCGCCCUCCAGCUUCUACGACGGGCCGGUGGAGGGGAUCUACGUGAAGGAGGAGGAGAACGGCCGCGUGCUGAGCAGAGGGAAGAUCGUUCGCGCGGACUUCACGGCAGGGAUAAGCGAGCACUGGGAGAGAGCGCCGUUGAGGAAGAACGGGAUCGUCCGGGAAGGGGAGGAGGAGGACGGCGAGGAGGAGCUCGGACGAUGA
Messenger RNA from Guillardia theta CCMP2712, 2628 nucleotides. RefSeq lists its product as hypothetical. Bases 1 to 2628 code for a protein of 875 amino acids. Lineage: Eukaryota; Cryptophyceae; Pyrenomonadales; Geminigeraceae. Gene Ontology annotation, molecular function: protein tyrosine phosphatase activity. The record is from RefSeq and is a predicted model, not a curated record. The transcript has 2 exons. Gene Ontology annotation, biological process: protein dephosphorylation.